Molecule: messenger RNA, 3816 nt
Organism: Kwoniella mangroviensis CBS 8507
Lineage: Eukaryota; Fungi; Basidiomycota; Tremellomycetes; Tremellales; Cryptococcaceae
Exons: 6
Coding region: 1-3816 (1271 amino acids)
Biological process (GO): positive regulation of transcription elongation by RNA polymerase II; protein phosphorylation
Cellular component (GO): nucleus; cyclin/CDK positive transcription elongation factor complex
Molecular function (GO): RNA polymerase II CTD heptapeptide repeat kinase activity; cyclin binding; ATP binding
Source: RefSeq, a predicted model, not a curated record
AUGUCAGAUCAAGCAUACUCUAUCUCCCGACCGCUCUCACCACCCAUGCCAUCUUACGAACCUCUAUCUGCCAAUUCAGCCAACUCGACCUCAACUUCUACGUCUACAUCUACAGCCGCUUCGUACCCUCGUCAACCCGUUAAGAGGGAAUCUUGGAGACCUGGUCAACCUUCUUCUUCUUCUGCUUCCGCCCAAGGAGUGAAUAUACCUACUGGACCUGCAGCUAGUACUGGACCUACCCAUACGAACAGAUGGCAAGACAUAUCUGCCGGACCAUCGGGAGGAUAUAGCAGAAAUACCGAAGGGUCCAGAUCACCUGUAUCCAAGAGAGAUAUCAGUCCAUCAAGUUCGAGAGGGUAUGAGCAUAGUAGUAGAGCAAGAUCGGAUUAUAAUGAUGAUGCAGAUAGGGAUGGGGAUAGGGAUAAUAGAGGUUGGAAGCGGGACAACAACAAUAGUAAUAGGAAAAGAAAGGAUUUUGAUAGUAACAAUGGGAACUUUAAUAAUAAUAACAACAAUUAUGGUCAAGGUCACAGAUUUGGGAACAACAAUGGUGGCUCAGCAGGAGGAGGAGGAGGAGGAGGAGAAAGAAGCUGGGCAGCAUGGAAUCAGAAAGUCCAAAAUACCACUAAUCGUCAAGAUGACUUAGAUCGUAAUAAUGAUCGUAAUCGUGACAGGGACAGGGAUAGAGGUUGGAGAAGAGAUAUGGAUCGUGAUCGGGAUCGGAACCGUAGGAGAGACGAUAGAGAUAGGGAUAGAGAUCGAAGGAGAUCAGGUGGUAAAGGUGAUUCGAAUUCCAAGAACAACGAUGGAUCAGGUGAUGGUAGAUCAUGGGCAGCAUGGAAAGCCAAGGUGGGUACUCAAGAGAGAGAAAGAGAGUUAGUAAAUACAUUUGAUCAAAGACGGAAUACCAAUUUGGAUUUGGAAACUGUUAAGAAAGAAGGGUUUUGGACGAAUAGUCGGUAUGACAACCACCAACAUCAGCAUCAGCAGAGGAAUACGAACCUCCAAAGAAGGGAUAGUCCAGAUUAUGGUAAUGGUAGUGGAUCUAGCUCGAAUAGGAGAAAUGGAAGGGAAUCACCUGAUCAUGCUACGGGACAGAGGGGAAGAAGAGAUAGUCCAGAUUACGGUACAGGCGGCAGAGCAAAGUCUCCUGAUAAUACCGAUCCGGAUUCGCGUCCGCUUGCAAGCACAUCACGGAAUGGUAGGGAUAGUCCAGAUUAUGGUGAGCCUCGAGUUGGAGGUAGAGCAAGUGAGCCGGGAGGUGGAAGAGGUGCGAGAGAUAGUCCUGAUUAUGGUGUUGGAGGGAAAUCUCAGGAGAGAUCACGUCAGACUUCACCUGAACCUAACGAACGUAAACGCGCACCGUCCUCACCUCGGGCCAAUGAACCCAAGAGACCAAGAGAUCGUUCUCCGUCCGGAUCCCGCCGAGGCUCACCUUCACCACCUCCAGUCAACCGAUGGGGCAGGCAUGACCGUCAGUCACCCGAACGUCGGGCUAGAAGUCCACCCUCAGGACCCAGAGGUCAAUCGCAAAUUACUCCCGUUAGUAGGAGGCAGCCAUUAGCUCCUCAGGGGGAUAUGUUCGUCUCUGGAGGUAACAAUCGGCCAUCAUGGGGUGAAAGGCAUGAAGGUCCCCCUCAAAGAAGAUGGGGUAGAGAUGAGAGGAUGGAUGUCGAUGAGACCCCGAGAGGAUCAGCUGCUCAGGCUGAUCCCAGUAAUGAAUACACCAGACAAGGUGAAGGUUACAGUCAUGACGCUUACCGUCCAACUCACGGCCAACGUCCAUUCCUUCCCUCUUCUCAGCCUCCGCUACAACAAUCGCAUUAUAAUGCUAAGCCCCCGCCACCUCCCUCUGAAACACUCAAUUACGGAUCGCCGCCUGUCCGUUCGACCAAUACACUCCCACCCUUCCUGCAACCUCCAUCUCAAGAACCUCUUAUCAGCCAAGAUCCAAAUCCUGCUAUCCCUGCUCAACCUCCAGCUGCUAGCGGUCCAAUCAAAAUAGCUUUCAACGCUAGUCCCAAGAAAGGUUGGAAAUCCAUCUCACCUUCUAAAACUAUACAGAACCUAUUCGAAGCACCCACUUCACCCUCACAUCACUCCGUCUCACCAAGUAAAGGUUCAACCACCAGUUUGUCCCCAACUAGACGAUAUUCCGAUAAUUCCUCAUCGGCAGUAGCACCUUAUAUCCAAGCUGCUUUUAGCUCAUGGUAUGAUCAAGGUAUGAGUCCCCCCAUCGAAAGUUUCUUGAUACAUUAUUUCGGGAGGGAACCUAGUGAUUUUGAGCUAAAUCAGAUUGAAAUGCUCUUGCGCAACAAGCAAAAUCAAAAUCAACUUGGUGCAGUAAGAUCUCAAGAUGAUGAUGUAAGAGGAAGAGGUGUUUCACCGGGCAAUUCGAGGUAUGCUCGGGGCAGAGGUCAAGAUCAGGCAGUGUGGAGGGCCGAAAGGAAUAACAACAGUAGAGACGAUGACAGGUAUACUCGUCAGAGGGAUGAUGAGAUGGACAGGAGCGGUGAUCAUCGACAUGCGCCUUUUGGAAGGGAGAGGGAGACGAACAGGAGGUUAUCGAAUAGCAAUGGAGGUGUGAAUGAUAUACCCGUCAUUCAAAGUAGAUGGACGCCCAACAAACCGACUACUUCCACCGCAUCUGCACCUACAGCAACGCACGGACCUAUCGACACAGUCGACAAGGUACAGACCUCGACCUUGUCAAUUCCCUCGUCCUUACCACAACCUCAAUCUGAUCAACCUUCUCCAUUUAUACAAGCUCAACCAUCCGAAUCUUCCGCCGAGAAUAUACAAUCCACAUCCGAAGCUUCCUUCGUACCCACCACAUCAGGCGAUAUGUACGUCCUUGUCUCUCACGUGGGAGAGGGAACCUACGGGAAAGUGUAUAAAGCGCGUAAUACCGAUACUGGCCGGAUGGUGGCCUUGAAAAAAAUUAGAUUGGAAGGUGAAAAAGAUGGGUUCCCCGUCACCGCCAUGAGGGAAAUCAAGCUGCUGCAGGGUGUGAGACAGGAUAAUGUGGUGAGGUUGUUGGAAAUCAUGGUCUCGAAAGGAAACGUCCAUAUGGUAUUCGAAUAUAUGGAACACGACUUGACCGGUCUCCUAUCCCAUCCUACACUCAGAUUCUCCCAAGCCAAUAUCAAAUCAUUAAAUCAUCAAAUGUUAAAUGGUUUAUCACACUUACAUUCCAAGUCAAUCUUACAUCGAGAUAUGAAAGGAUCGAAUAUCCUGUUGAACUCGAAAGGGGAAUUGAAAUUGGCGGAUUUCGGAUUAGCAAGAUUGUACUGCAAGAAACAUCUGGAUGAUUAUACCAACAGAGUUAUUACGCUUUGGUAUAGGUCUCCUGAGCUGUUGAUGGGUGAGACAGUCUAUAAGAGUGAGGUGGAUAUGUGGUCUGCGGGAUGUAUUGUAUUGGAGAUAUUCACCACUAAACCGAUAUUCCAAGGAUCAGAUGAGAUCAACCAGUUGGAAGUGAUAUAUAGUAUAAUGGGUACACCGAAAGAGUCACAAUGGCCUGGGGUAAAAGAAUUGCCAUGGUAUGAAUUGGUGAAACCGAAAGAGGUGAUUGAAUCGAAGUUCAAAAGUGCUUUUGAAAAAUGGUUAUCACCCGCUGCUUUGCAACUGGUCGAAGGUCUGUUAAACUUCGAUCCGUCUAAAAGACUCACAGCGAAAGAUGCUAUGAACACACCUUAUUUCGUUGCUGAACAACCUCCUAUGGAAAUGCCUACCCAAUUGGAUAAUAUCGGAGAACAUCAUGAGAUGAGUGCCAAGCAGGAUAGACAGAGGAGAAGACAGAUGGAGGGUAGGUGA